CUCACAGGUUGCACUCGCAAAACCAGGAUCAUUGACGUUGUGUACAAUGCCUCCAACAAUGAGCUUGUGAGAACCAAGACCUUGGUGAAGAACUGCAUUGUUCUGGUGGACAGCACACCGUUCAGGCAGUGGUAUGAAGCCCACUACGCCAUUCCACUGGGCCGCAAGAAAGGGGCAAAGCUGACUCCAGAAGAGGAGGAGAUCUUGAACAAGAAACGGUCAAAGAAGGUUCAGAAAAAGAUUGAUGAACGCAGGAAGAAGAGCAAGAUUAGCAGUUUGCUGGAGGAGCAGUUCCUGCAGGGCAAGCUUCUCUCCUGUAUUGCGUCCAGGCCCGGCCAGUGUGGCAGAGCUGACGGAUACAUCUUGGAAGGGAAAGAGCUGGAGUUCUACCUCCGGAAGAUCAGAGCCAAGAAAGGCAAAUAGACUAAAGCAAUAUAACCAGAGCUCUACAGUGUGAGCAUUUACGGGUGAAAAUGAUUGUAUGAAUGUGAAAAAUUAUUUGGGUUACCAGCGUGAAUGAUUUCUGACAUCUAGUUACUCCCUAACGGCUUAGAAAAUUAGUUUUUGGGUGAUUAGGACUCACUUCUGUAACUGCACCUUCAUGUUACUAUUUACUAUUAAUAACUACUAUUUAUUGUUUUUUUUCUUUGUUCUAUUUAUUUUGGUACCUGUCACUUUAGCUCACCUUUUGAGAGUCCAAAUUUAACCAUAAAAAAU
Messenger RNA from Sinocyclocheilus rhinocerous, 717 nucleotides. Its product is annotated as 40S ribosomal protein S8-like. Lineage: Eukaryota; Metazoa; Chordata; Actinopteri; Cypriniformes; Cyprinidae. The record is from RefSeq and is a predicted model, not a curated record. The annotation marks the transcript as partial. The transcript has 3 exons. Gene Ontology annotation, cellular component: ribosome. Gene Ontology annotation, molecular function: structural constituent of ribosome. Gene Ontology annotation, biological process: translation.